GUUCAUUCAUAGGCAAUGACCACUGUAUCAGAGGUAACAGCACUGUAUGAGAAGUAACAACACUGCAAGUAGCCUUUGGGAAAGUACCUGACCGAAGAAUCACCACUUCACAUCUGUAAGCAGAGCGCUGGCCUAACUCUGCAGCUUAAGCAGGGGUCAGAACAUCUGAAGCAAUCUGCUGAUAUUCUGAAAAUCCAUUCCUCGCUGCCGAAGAAUUAACAGGAUGCUCUCCAAUGAAUCCCUACAUUCUCCUGCGUUCAGCCGCUCCAACUCACAAGCCUCUGUAGACAGCACCUCCAUGGAAGAUUUCUGGCGGGAAAUAGAAAGUAUUGAAGAGAACAGCAUGGGAGGGCAGGAAGAGCAGGUACCGGCUGAGGUCAAACCUGCUGAUGAAGGAGAACUCGAAGCAGAGUGGUUGCAAGAUGUGGGUUUAUCAACCCUGAUCUCAGGUGAUGAAGAGGAGGACGGCAAAGCCUUGCUGUCCACACUGACUCGAACCCAAGCAGCUGCAGUGAAAAAGAGAUAUAAUACUUAUAGUCAAACCAUGAGAAAAAAGCAUAAGCAAUCUGUCAGGGACGUCAGAGACAUCUUUGGAGUCAGCGAAUCUCCACCAGAUGAUUUUUGUUGUAUCCCAACUCCUCUUUUGGAUGCGACCCGGGAUGAAGAAGGGAUAUCAACAAUUCCAUCCAGAAAUGGUCUACUGCCAGGUGAUACCCGCGACCAUCAUACUACUCAGGAGGAAAAAGAGCUGCCGCUGGUUACCAAAACAAGUGGUUCCUCGACAGAGGGUGCUUCUCUCAGCAGUAUUGCCUUGUCAGAGGGGUCGCAGGACGAAGAAGGGAAGUUUGCAUCAUCACCCAGGGGUGGCUCUGUGUCUAUCCUUGAGACUAUUCCAGAUAUACCAGUUCAUUCCAAUGGAUCGGCAGACCCCGGGCAGUCAAUUCAGAGCUCAGUGAGUGAUGAUGAUUAUCUGGAAAAGAACAUUCCACCAGAAGCUGAAGAGCUGUCCUUUGAAGUAUCUUACUCAGAAAUGAUUGCAGAGGCUCCAAAAAGAAAUAAAUGUAAGAAGUCAGAUUUUAAGAAAGAAGACUAUGUUUUAACUAAAUUUAUUGUUCAGAAAACCAGAUUUGGCCUAACUGAAGCAGGAGACCUAUCGGCUGAAGACAUGAAGAAAAUCCGCCACCUAUCUCUGAUUGAAUUGACGGCCUUUUUUGAUGCCUUUGGAAUUCCGCUGAAGAGAAACAAAACAGAGAAAGUAAAAGGAAGAGACAAUGGGAUUUUUGGAGUUCCACUCACAGUCCUACUGGACAAUGACCGAAAGAAGGACCCUGCAGUGAAAGUGCCCCUUGUGUUACAAAAAUUUUUUGAGAAAGUUGAGGAAUCGGGUCUGGAGUCUGAAGGAAUUUUUCGACUUUCAGGAUGUACUGCCAAAGUCAAGCAAUACCGUGAAGAACUAGAUGCCAAGUUUAAUACUGACAAAUUUAAAUGGGACAAAAUGUGCCAUAGAGAAGCUGCAGUGAUGUUGAAAGCCUUUUUCAGAGAACUACCCACUUCUCUCUUCCCUGUGGAAUACAUACCUGCCUUCAUCACUUUAAUGGAAAGAGGGCCUCACAUCAAGGUACAGUUUCAAGCCUUGCACCUCAUGGUCAUGGCACUGCCUGACGCCAACAGGGACACAGCUCAGGCCCUCUUGACAUUCUUCAAUAAAGUGGUUGCCAAUGAAUCAAAAAACCGAAUGAGCAUAUGGAACAUUUCUACUGUGAUGGCACCAAACCUUUUCUUCAGUAGAAGCAAACAUUCUGAUUAUGAAGAAUUACGGUUAGCCAACACUGCAGCCCACAUCAUCUGCCUGAUGCUUAACUACCAGGAAAUCCUGUGGAAGGUUCCAUCUUUCUUAAUCAAUCAAGUUAGAAGAAUGAAUGAAGCCACCAUGUUGUUAAAGAAGCAGCUCCCAAGUGUCAAAAAGUUGCUAAGAAGGAAGACCAUAGAACGAGAGGUUAUAAGCCCCAAGACUUCAAAGGUACUACAAAAAUCACCCUCUUUAAGAAGAAUGUCUGAUGUGCCCGAAGGAGUCAUAAGGGUCCAUGCUCCACGUCUCUCGAAGGUUUCCAUGGCCAUUCAGCUCAAUAGUCAAACCAAAGCCAAAGACAUACUAGCCAAAUUUCAAUAUGAGAACAGUCAUGGUUCUUCAGAGUGCAUUAAAAUUCAGAACCAAAGGUUAUAUGAAAUUGGAGGAAAUAUAGGACAGCAUUGCUUGGAUCCAGAUGCUUAUAUAUUGGAUAUAUAUCAUGUAAAUCCUCAAGCAGAAUGGGUGAUUAAACCACAAUCAAGUUUUUGAAAGACCCUCAAGAUGGCAGCCAUUAUGUAUUAUAUGCCAAGAAAAUUCUACAUUACGUAGGGGGGGAGAAAAGCCUAAUUUUGACAUGUUUGUUUCUAUAACCCCCUUGGUGCUUCUCAGCCCAAGUGGUGUCUCCUCACAUUGUCAACAUGAGCUAUGGAAGAGGAUAUGGUUAACCAUUUGAACUAAAGCGUUCUCAUGAUGGUUCCUUGGUAAGAAUAAAGGAAAGAGGUUGUGAUCCUUCCUGAAGAAAGACCAAUCUAGAAUAGGAACUCUAAUUAUUUCUAGUACUUUGACUUCACAGCAGAAAUGAACUUGGUCCUAUAGAUAAGAAACACUUCUUUAUGUAGCAAAUGCUCCCAACACAAGAGGUGGAAAAAGACUUUUUUAUACUUACUUUAUAUACAUAUAUUGAUCAUUUUGAGCAAGAAUGCCAGAAAUAGCAGUAAUUUCCACUCUGCAAAAUAAUGCAGAUCUACUUUCCAACCAAGUCAGUUUCUAAAGUUAUACAUACAAUAUUUAUGCUCUGACUUCCUCCUGAAUAGAAGGAGGAGGAACUUCUGUUUAAAGACACUGUGUUGUUAUAUAUGUUAUACUAUAUCAUGACAAUCAGCAUUCUGGUGCAAAUGAACAUUUCCUUUUCUUGAAUUGUUGAAAAUUGAUAUUUUUAAAGCUUAUUCCCUUAUGUGUACAGGGACCCCUAGGCAAGCUUAGUUUGACAAAAGGUAUUCUCAUGUUUUCAUAACCUUCUGUGUAGUCAAAAGUCACAGAGCCUCUGUUUUUUUCAUCAUAAUUAUGACACUCAAUGAAUAGCUUUCCAUGUGCCAGACAUUGAUUUCCUUUUCUGAUGAAACACAUCAUUUUUUAUACUUGACAACUGUACAUAGUCACUUCUGCAGCCCCAGUUUCAAAAUACAGAACUGCCUUCAUCCAAGAGUGCUGAAAAUACUGUUACAUUCAGAUUUUAUAUGCUGCAAAAGCAGGUUUUGUUUCUGUUCAUCAAUCAUAGUCCUGGCCAACCACUGUGGAUUAGCAUCAGGCUUUAAAAUCAGCUGCAUAUCUUGUAAGCAGAAAACUGUCUCCCUAUCAAGAUCCUGUGGAACCAUUUUCCAGACCUGUGAUUGAUAAGAACAUACAGUCUCUGUGAUUCUGAUUGAGAGCAAAUCUAAAAUAUGCUGAAGGAUCUAACAUCUCUGCCUUUCAUCUUGAGAAUGCAGAUAUAGUCCAUCCUUGUAGAAUUAGCUAGAAAUGGGACAGAGAUCUCAUUUAUUCCACUUUGGAUUAGAAUUCACAGAUUGUUAUUUUGAUGACAUCAUAUCAAUCUUAAUGAGAUUUAACACUCAAAUGGCUCUUGCAGUUCAAACAAGAGUCAGAGUUGCUCACAAUUGCAGAAAACAUAUCUGCUUACCAAGUCUCAAAACAUAAUGUGAUAAUUUAAGCCCAAAUACAAAAGAAAAAUUUUAUAUGCUACAUUAUGCCUUGAUGUCUAUAAAAAUAUUACUUAUGUUCAACAUGUAGAUAAUUCCAUUUCUGGUCAUUAAGAUUUUGUUAUAUUUAUAUAGAAAAGUCAAAUAUCUAUUCAUUUUUUUGUUUGUUCAUUUGAGAAUUUUCAUUUCCUUUUCCUGAAGACCCAUUAGAAAAUAAACAUGGUUUGUAAGUUUAUACUUACAUUUCAUUAGUUUUCAAGAUAUGGGUAAUUGAUGGCAUGUGAGUUUACAUAAUGAAUUUCAUGAGUCUGAAAAAUACGAUUUUACGAUUUUUGCAAUUCAAACAGAAGUAAACAUUUCACUUUUUGUAGUUGCUAGGUUCCAAGACAUAAGAUGGCAGUAAUAUAUGCCUACCGACAUGGAAGUCUUCAAGUUAGCUACCUUUCACUUCUAUGUAUAUAUGAAAACAAUGGUUGAUUUAGCUCAUUGUGUUUCUUAUCAUUUAGAAUAAAUUCUGUCACGUUUAUAUAGAAAAUUCAUGAACCUAUUCAUUUAAUUUUUUAUUUAGGGAUUUUCAUUUCUUUUGACUGAAGACACAUUAGAACCCAUAUAUAGGUUCUAGAGAUUUCAGGGUUUACCUCACUUGUCAUCAGUUUUAAACAAAUAGCUAACAGAUGACAGAUUAAAACAAUAAAUUUCUGAGUUUUUUUAGCCACUUUUGUGUGUUUUCAUAGAUCAAAGACUUCAAUAAAGCAAUGACUUUAAAUUAAUCACUUUAAUGUGUUCAAGGAUGUGUGACAACUUUCAGGUAACUGUAUAUAUGGAAGGCCACAUCAAUACCAAUAUCAUUAUCCAAUGGUAAUUUUUAUUCUUAGUCAUAGGGUUAACUAACUGGUUAGAGAAGAAUUUUCACUAGACACACAGACUAAUUUUUAUGUGGAUAAAGAGGUUAUUUUUACUAAUUUUAUCCUUAAAGAAUAUACAAAAUCUUUCAAUUAAAAUUCAAAAAUGCCUGCCACCUAAGUAUUGAAAAACUAUCUUUGUCUUAUCAAGAGUUAUUUAAAAGUAGUUAUGGUCAUCUGUAAAAAUGAAUAGCAUAUUUGUGAACAAAAGCAGUCAGAUACUGGGCUUCUAAAUUCUGUUUUUAAUAGAUUCCCACCCCACUUUGUCCCAUGUGCCCUUGGUGUACAGUUAGGAAAAUAAUAUCCAGGAAAGUACUAGAGAAAAUUAACAUUUAGGAACACUUAUUCAUUAAAAAAAAACUAGCACUGGCUCAUUUUCUCCUUUUUUCUGCAAAAGAGAAUCCCUUUGUUAAGCAGCUCACUUGGGGAUAUAAUUCUUGGAGUGAAUGAUCUUCAAACAAACUGGAAUAUUCUUUAUAAUGUAUACACAGUGUAAACUACCUCACUUGCCUUUCUUGGGAAAACAAUUAAUGGACUUUAACAAUUUUUGUUACAAAUUAUCCCUGUAUCUUUUUGUCAUUUCAGUUAGCUUUCAGGGUACACUUAAUAUACAUUUAAUGAUGUAAAAUAUUUUUAACAAAAGCUUUAAAGCCAAAAAUAUUCUAACUGAUCUGUGCUAUACUCUGAGAGAUUGUGUGUCUUUUAGUCAUUGUCUUGUAUGUUUCACCAUGUUGAGAUGCAGGUUUUCAAGUGUAGGGAUUGAUACUCAUUUCUCUUUGCAGGCAUUUUUCAACUGCUUUUCCUCUAUUGCAUGUGACUGAAAAGUAAGAUGAGAUUAACAUGACCUUUCUUUCUAUCAAACAUAUUUCCACUGCUUUUCACAAAUAUAUCACAUGUCUGAAAAGACUGUAUAUUAUGGGAUUGAAUAGUUUCU
Molecule: messenger RNA, 5601 nt
Organism: Molossus molossus (Pallas's mastiff bat)
Lineage: Eukaryota; Metazoa; Chordata; Mammalia; Chiroptera; Molossidae
Gene: ARHGAP28
Product: Rho GTPase activating protein 28
Exons: 20
Coding region: 224-2338 (704 amino acids)
Biological process (GO): regulation of small GTPase mediated signal transduction; negative regulation of stress fiber assembly; regulation of actin filament polymerization
Cellular component (GO): cytoplasm
Molecular function (GO): GTPase activator activity
Source: RefSeq, a predicted model, not a curated record